AUGGAAACGCUCAGCAACCUGGCAACACAGGCGGCCCAGGCGGUCAAUCAAGUCUUGCCCACCGGCAGCGCCGAGGAGCCCGUGUCUGGAGUUAGGGGGAACACUGAUCAGGGCGAGCCUUUCGAUGCUGGAAACAAGGAAAACUACGAAGUUUCCAAUGCCGGUGCCAGAACUACGGGAGAAACUGGCAGUUACUCAUCGGGACGGGCUUCAGACCAAAAAGGCUCCGGAGACUUUUUGAGUAACGAACCUCUUAUUGGUAGCGGUGCUAGAGAAAAUGGCAACUACUCGGGAGAACAUACUUCAGACCAAACUGGCUCUGGAGGAUACCUAAGUAACGAGCCUCCUAUCGGUGACGGUGCUGGAGAGACUGGCAACUACCCUGGAGGACGUACUUCAGGCCACACUGGCUCUGGAGGACUAUCUUCCAAGGAACCCCUCGUCGGAGCCACCGCCGGAGAGACUGGCAACUACUCUGGGGCACGCGGUAGCGGCCAGACCGGGGAACCCCAUACUGCCAGCACUGCGGGCGGUACUGACAGCUACUCCAGGGAACGUCCCGUCACAAGCCACUCUGGCGCCAGAGGACUGUCUGGCAAAGAGCCCCUAGCUGCCGCUGCUGCCGGGGGCACUGGCAGUCUGGCUGGAGGACGUUCUACGACCGGCUCUGGCCCUGGGAAUCGUUCUAGCAAGGAACCCCUAGCGGCCGGCGCUGCUGGUGAGCCCAGUGUGUCUGAGGGACGCCCUCCAAGCCACGCUGAAACGGGGGGACCGUCUACCCGCCGCACCCAGACAGAAGACCUCCCGACUGCUCCGUCGGGAGACCUCUCAACCACCCGCUCUGGCGGGUCUGCCGGCGGGCCUCCGGGUGUACCGUCUAGCAGCGCCAUCCCCGGCGGCCCCAAUGACCCGUCCGUCCCGGACUCGCAGGAGAAGGGCACAGGCGAGAAAUAUGUUCGCAGCUCCGGCCUGCAGGCCGAUGGAGGCGAUUUUGACGCGGCCAAUCCGGGCGCUGGACGGGAAGCCGAGAGACUCCUUGAAGAGAAGGGCCUGCACCUGGGGCCCGACAAGAAGGGCGACACCCCUGCCGGCGCAGCCGAGACCAACAAGGAGAGUAAGGGUGGCCUCGCGCAGAAGCUCAAGGGCAAGUCUGGCCACGCUUGA
Grosmannia clavigera kw1407 is the source of this 1164-nucleotide messenger RNA. RefSeq lists its product as uncharacterized. The transcript has 2 exons. NCBI's taxonomy places the organism in Eukaryota, Fungi, Ascomycota, Sordariomycetes, Ophiostomatales, Ophiostomataceae. The coding region runs from base 1 to 1164 and encodes 387 amino acids. The record is from RefSeq and is a predicted model, not a curated record.